AUGAGUGCACCUUGUCUCAAGCCAUUGAGCUACACUCCACUGCUUCAAAUAUCUACACCAUUGCCUUAUUUUGAUCGAGCUGCCUACACGGUCCAACUCCGGGGAAUUAUGGUGUCACAGAAGUUGCUUACACUACCCAAAUUCGCCUUGGUACCGGAUCAUACUGGAGCUGGUCAGACAAUGAUCGACUCAGGGACACAAUUCACAUUCUUACUCGGCUCGGUUUACGAAGCAUUGAGAAAUGAGUUCGUCAAUCAAACUCAAAGAAUUCUACAUGUUUUGGAAGAGGAAGACUUUGUAUUUCAAGGAGCAAUGGAUUUGUGCUACCGAGUUCCAGCAACUCGAACGAGUUUCUCUGACCUGCCCACAGUGAGUCUGAUGUUCAGUGGGGCAGAAAUAGUGGUAACCCCGGAUCAGUUGUUGUAUAAAGUUGCAGGAGAAAUGAGAGGAAGUGACUCGGUAUAUUGUUUCACAUUUGGUAACUCGGAACUGUUAGGAAUAGAGGCGUUUGUCAUUGGGCAUCACCACCAACAAAAUGUAUGGGCUGAGUUUGAUCUUCAAAAUUCGAGAAUCGGGUUUGCACCGAUUCAUUGCGGUAUUGCAAGUCAACGACUCGGUAUUUGA
Molecule: messenger RNA, 624 nt
Organism: Papaver somniferum (opium poppy)
Lineage: Eukaryota; Viridiplantae; Streptophyta; Magnoliopsida; Ranunculales; Papaveraceae
Product: aspartic proteinase PCS1-like
Exons: 1
Coding region: 1-624 (207 amino acids)
Biological process (GO): proteolysis
Molecular function (GO): aspartic-type endopeptidase activity
Source: RefSeq, a predicted model, not a curated record